CAGGCGAACUUUUAGUGGGUCCGCGCCCGUCGUCGCUGCUUCUAGUGUGAUUUGUGUGUAGUGGUCGACAUCACAUGAAGUACAGUAUUUAACACCACUCCCCGGGAUAUUAUCACACAAUCAGCAUGGGGGAGCACGGCCGUUCUGACUCUUAUCGUGUGGCAACUAUUCCGUCCAGUUAUGAUGACAACAAAACCGCUGAUGGUAGACCUAAGUCACGGAGGAAAAAUAAGAAGGUCAGGAAAGCGGAUGAUUUAGAUGAUUUGAAACAAGAAUUGGACAUCGAUUAUCAUAAAAUCACCCCAGAAGAAUUAUAUCAGAGAUUCCAGACACAUCCAGAAAAUGGCCUCAGUCAUGCGAAAGCGAAAGAGAAUUUGGAACGGGACGGACCCAAUGCACUCACACCCCCAAAGACUACCCCCGAAUGGGUGAAAUUUUGUAAAAAUCUCUUCGGGGGUUUCGCUCUCUUAUUGUGGAUCGGCGCCAUCCUCUGCUUCAUAGCUUAUUCUAUCCAGGCUAGCACCGUGGAGGAACCAGCCGAUGAUAAUCUUUAUCUUGGCAUCGUCUUAGCUGCCGUUGUUAUCGUUACAGGUAUAUUUUCUUAUUAUCAAGAAAGCAAGAGUUCGAAAAUUAUGGAGUCGUUCAAAAACAUGGUCCCUCAAUUCGCUACUGUGAUUCGCGAGGGUGAAAAACUGACCCUUCGUGCGGAAGACUUGGUCUUGGGCGAUGUGGUCGAGGUGAAAUUCGGUGAUCGAAUUCCAGCCGAUAUCCGAAUCAUCGAAUCUCGCGGCUUCAAAGUAGACAACUCAUCCUUGACAGGCGAAUCCGAACCGCAAUCUCGCAGUCCGGAAUUCACUCACGAGAAUCCUCUCGAAACGAAAAACUUGGCGUUCUUCUCGACCAACGCCGUCGAAGGCACUGCCAAAGGUGUUGUGAUUAGUUGUGGUGACAAUACCGUGAUGGGUCGCAUCGCUGGUCUCGCCUCCGGUUUGGAUACCGGUGAGACACCCAUCGCUAAAGAAAUCCAUCAUUUCAUUCACCUCAUUACCGGCGUGGCUGUUUUCCUCGGUGUUACCUUCUUCGUAAUCGCCUUCAUCCUCGGCUACCACUGGCUCGACGCUGUUAUUUUCCUGAUCGGUAUUAUCGUGGCGAACGUCCCCGAGGGGCUACUCGCGACCGUCACCGUGUGUCUCACUCUCACUGCUAAGAGGAUGGCUUCCAAGAACUGCCUCGUGAAGAAUCUCGAAGCGGUGGAAACUCUUGGCUCCACAAGCACGAUUUGCUCGGACAAGACUGGAACUUUGACUCAAAAUAGGAUGACAGUAGCACACAUGUGGUUCGAUAACCAAAUCAUUGAAGCCGACACCACUGAAGACCAAUCGGGAGUCCAGUAUGAUCGCACAAGUCCAGGAUUCAAAGCUUUGUCUCGUAUUGCAACACUUUGCAACCGUGCUGAAUUCAAAGGGGGCCAAGACAACGUCCCGAUUCUUAAACGUGAAGUCAAUGGAGACGCCUCAGAGGCUGCUCUUCUCAAAUGUAUGGAAUUGGCUUUGGGCGAUGUAAUGUCCAUCAGACGCAAGAACAAGAAAGUUUGCGAAAUUCCUUUCAACUCGACCAACAAAUACCAGGUUUCCAUCCACGAAAACGAGGAUGCUAGCGAUCCUCGCCAUAUCCUUGUCAUGAAGGGGGCUCCGGAACGUAUCCUAGAACGUUGCAGCACUAUCUUCAUCUGCGGUAAAGAAAAAGUCCUCGAUGAGGAAAUGAAAGAAGCUUUCAAUAACGCCUAUUUGGAAUUGGGUGGUUUGGGUGAACGUGUACUUGGCUUCUGCGAUUUUAUGUUACCCACUGACAAAUUCCCAAUUGGGUACAAAUUUAACAGCGAUGACCCCAAUUUCCCGAUAGAUGGGUUGAGAUUCGUCGGUUUGAUGUCUAUGAUUGAUCCCCCGAGAGCUGCAGUGCCUGAUGCUGUUGCUAAAUGCAGAAGUGCCGGUAUUAAGGUCAUCAUGGUGACAGGAGAUCACCCGAUUACGGCCAAGGCUAUUGCAAAAUCAGUCGGUAUUAUUUCUGAGGGUAACGAAACGGUUGAAGAUAUUGCUCAACGGUUGAAUAUUCCGGUUUCGGAAGUCAACCCGAGGGAGGCCAAGGCUGCUGUCGUUCACGGAUCUGACCUCAGAGAUUUGUCUUCAGAUCAACUCGACGAGAUUUUGAGAUACCACACUGAAAUCGUAUUUGCUAGGACUUCGCCGCAACAGAAGUUGAUCAUUGUGGAAGGGUGUCAACGGAUGGGGGCUAUUGUCGCCGUGACUGGUGAUGGUGUGAAUGACUCCCCGGCGUUGAAGAAGGCCGACAUCGGUGUCGCUAUGGGUAUAGCCGGUUCGGACGUGUCCAAACAAGCCGCUGACAUGAUUCUGCUUGACGACAACUUUGCAUCGAUCGUAACAGGAGUCGAGGAAGGCCGUCUGAUUUUCGAUAACUUGAAGAAAUCUAUCGCCUAUACUUUGACCUCAAACAUUCCCGAAAUUUCACCUUUCCUUGCUUUCAUUUUGUGCGACAUUCCUUUGCCUCUCGGUACCGUAACAAUUCUGUGCAUCGAUCUUGGAACUGACAUGGUCCCCGCCAUAUCCCUGGCAUACGAGGAGGCAGAGUCUGAUAUAAUGAAGCGCCGUCCUAGAAACCCUUUCAGUGAUAAACUCGUCAACGAAAGGUUGAUUUCGAUGGCAUACGGCCAGAUUGGUAUGAUUCAAGCAGCUGCUGGUUUCUUCGUGUACUUUGUCAUCAUGGCUGAGAACGGCUUCCGACCGACUGACUUGUUCGGUAUUAGAAAACAAUGGGAUUCGAAAGCUGUCAAUGAUCUCACCGAUUCCUACGGUCAGGAAUGGACGUAUCGGGAUAGGAAAACAUUGGAAUACACAUGCCACACUGCUUUCUUCGUGUCCAUCGUGGUGGUCCAAUGGGCCGAUUUGAUCAUUUGUAAGACUCGUCGUAAUUCAAUCGUCCAUCAGGGAAUGCGUAAUUGGGCGCUCAACUUUGGAUUGAUUUUCGAAACUGCACUCGCAGCCUUCCUUUCUUACACUCCCGGAAUGGAUAAAGGUCUACGCAUGUUCCCGCUUAAGUUUGUGUGGUGGUUGCCUGCAAUUCCGUUUAUGUUGUCCAUCUUUAUUUACGACGAAACCCGUCGAUUUUAUUUGCGUCGCAAUCCAGGAGGCUGGCUGGAACAGGAGACCUACUACUAAGCGCAUCACACCGUUUUGCGUACUGCCACCAGGUAGCACUGCGUCUGCUGCCGCAGGUCACAAAUAACAACAAACAAAACAAAACAAAAAUUCACACACUCAUCUGUCGAUUGGAAGGACUCCGUUUCACUCGUCGUGACGGCGUUGUUCCGUAUCGGUCGUUGUGUACAAAAUCCUGUUGCUAUUUCUAGUAAAUUUGCUGCAUGCUUACGCUGCAGUCCGUACAUUUGUAAUUCGAGAGUUUGGUAGUGUGCGAGAAUCGAGUGAAUGGAUGAUGAGAGAGCGAGGAUGAUUGCAAGCGGGGCCAGUUGGGUUGGUUGGUCUGCAAGAGCAGCAGUAGAGACGCAAUAGUGUUUUCAUACAUUCCAAGUUGAAAACAGUUGCCUUAGAGCCGAUGUCGGACUGUGUGCGAGUGGGUGGGGGCGGAGCCUUGACGGACGGCGGUUGGUUGUUGCGCGGCCUUCGGGGCUCCGCCACUGAACGUCUUGAACGAGGUAGUAUUAUUUAGGCUUUCAACACUUAGGUUAGCUAGAUUGUAACUGUGUUGUUAUAUCGUGUUAAGUGUCAUACCAGUCGUGCUCAAUACACAUGACUACCAACUACUAUCACGAUUGUAAACGUUUGACAUUCGUUUCGUUUGUUGUGUAUAUAGUUUACGUAACGGGCGGGUAGCAGUUACACUGUGUAGGCAGCACGAGUCCAUAAUAUUGUUUCUAACAUCGUUACGUUACGUGCGGUUAGUUGUUCAUCGUUGGAGACACACUUCUGGAGGUCUGCUUCUGUAGAGCCCUAUUUUCUUAUACUCUCUGAUGCGCGCUGCGUUGGUCUGAGACCAGCCGACCACGGUAUUGUUAUCUUAUUAUUGUAAAUAUUUUUAAGUGAUCACUUAAUUAUUUUUGCUUGUGUUCUUUUCACAUUCAUGUUUUAGUAAGUAACGAAGCUGUAUAAAUUUGGGUUUUAAUAAAAUGGAUGAUAGUAUUACAUUACAAA
Messenger RNA from Tribolium madens (black flour beetle), 4223 nucleotides. It is a transcript of the gene Atpalpha, whose product is annotated as sodium/potassium-transporting ATPase subunit alpha. NCBI's taxonomy places the organism in Eukaryota, Metazoa, Arthropoda, Insecta, Coleoptera, Tenebrionidae. The record is from RefSeq and is a predicted model, not a curated record. Bases 126 to 3233 code for a protein of 1035 amino acids. The transcript has 10 exons. Gene Ontology annotation, biological process: sodium ion export across plasma membrane; proton transmembrane transport; intracellular potassium ion homeostasis. Gene Ontology annotation, molecular function: ATP binding; P-type sodium:potassium-exchanging transporter activity; ATP hydrolysis activity. Gene Ontology annotation, cellular component: membrane.